Polypterus senegalus (gray bichir) is the source of this 2179-nucleotide messenger RNA. It is a transcript of the gene csrnp1b, whose product is annotated as cysteine-serine-rich nuclear protein 1b. The record is from RefSeq and is a predicted model, not a curated record. The coding region runs from base 364 to 2112 and encodes 582 amino acids. NCBI's taxonomy places the organism in Eukaryota, Metazoa, Chordata, Cladistia, Polypteriformes, Polypteridae. Gene Ontology annotation, molecular function: DNA-binding transcription factor activity, RNA polymerase II-specific; sequence-specific DNA binding. Gene Ontology annotation, cellular component: nucleus. The transcript has 5 exons. Gene Ontology annotation, biological process: regulation of transcription by RNA polymerase II.
CGUGUGGGCCGCCUCUCUGUCUCGGCCCCCCUCCCAGUGUCACUGCCUGCGUCAGACACCCAGGGAGUUUUCCACUGACGAAAAAGGCAGAGCUGCUGAGCAGCUUGAUUCAGACAAGGGGGAGCUUCGGUCAGAGCGCUUCGUGUAGCUAUCGAAAGGGGGGGAAACAAAAAGAAAGAGCCAGAGAAAGAAAAUAAAAGGAAAGAAGCAUUGGAAGCACACGACUGUUUAGACUAUGUUAGGAUAAAGCACUACCCUGUGGAUUAUUAUACCCGUUCCUUCGCCCCUUUUCCCUCUGCGAGUGGAUUUAUGGUGGACGGAGACGCACUUUCUUGCACAUAAUUCAGCAAGCUCUCAUCCGCUAUGAACGGGUUACUCAAACGAAAAUAUGAUGAGGUUGAUGAGGAUCCCUGCUACUCUUCUUCUCCCUCCUCCUCCUCCUCUUCUUCUGCAUCUUCUGGUGGGUGGGACUCUGAUGAGGAGAGUUCUAGUUCAGAGGCCCUGGAUUCUAGGUCAAGCAUCCCCAGUACUUAUUUACGCACUAAAUCCAUCCUGAAGACCACCAAACGAAGAAGACGGUGCAAUGUGAAGUUUGACCAGGUCAUAGUAUUCUUCUUCCCACGUUGUCAGGGAUUUACUAGUGUGCCAAGCCGAGGGGGCUGUACCUUGGGAAUGGUGAAACAGCAUAGCAUGUGUCGGCAGUACACACUGGAUGAAUUUGCCCAGGAGCAGCUACAUCAACGACGUGAAAAGCUGAAGGAACGACUUAAGGAGGAGAAAGUAGAAGCUCUGAGACAGAAGCUUACUAAAAAUGGAACUAGACAGUGUGAAGAAGCUGAUCGUCUCACCACAGAUGAUAUACCUGAAGAUGAUAUUGACAUUACUGGGAUUGACCUUGAGGAGGCCUGUUUUCUUCACCCUUAUCCAUCUAAAAAAAGGCAUGCACUGUUGAAAACUGCUGGGGUAAAGAAAAUAGACAAAGAAGAAAAGCGUGAACUUCAUGCAAUCAGAGUUUCCCGUGAGGACUGUGGAUGUAACUGCCAGGGAUUCUGUGAACCUGAGACCUGCAGCUGCAGUAUUGCAGGGAUCAAGUGCCAGAUGGAUCACUCCUCUUUCCCAUGUGGCUGCACCAAAGAUGGCUGUGGAAACACGGAGGGCCGGAUUGAAUUCAACUCAAGUCGGGUUCAAACUCACUACAUUCAUACCAUUAUGAAACUGGAACUGGAAAAAAGACUAGAUGAGAGUCAUGAUGCAAGUGAACCUUUUGGUAAACACUUACCUCAACAGCACAAUAGUUUUUUUGCUUGUCCAGUAGAUUCUAGCCAUGACACAACCAGCAGCCCACCCUUUCACUUUACUCCUGAGCUUGACCCCACUGGGGAUAAUAGUUGUAGCAGUGACAUGACUGACUCUUCCAGUUCAUCUGGUCAGAGUGAGGACUCGGAAAACCCUUGCGAAGCAAGCAGUCCUGAUCCCGAGAAGCCACAAUCGGAUGUUGAUGACAAUGGGCUGGCCAGGAUUCUAAGUUUCAAUGACUCGGACAAUGACGAUUGCAGUAGUUCUCGCAGCACAAAAGGUGAACAACAGCAAAAAGUAAAUCUCCGCUCCUUCAGCUCCUCAGACUUUUUAAAUGAUAAUAUCCCAGAAGGGACUUUCUCAGUCACUAAUGGUGGGCAGACUGACAAUCAUGUAUCCUGUGUAUCUGAUUACUUAGAUGAAAAUGCCAAUCAAGACUCUGCCUUAUUUCACAGCAGUGAUUCAAGUCAAAAUAAUUCUAGUGCCCCUGCUUCCUCAGAUGAUCACGCUACCAAAAGCUAUAUGGACCUCAGUCUUUCCUCAGACUCUGAUUUAGAAUUUUUUCAUAGUUUUCCGGACUAUAGCCCUAGCCCCCUUUAUAACUGCGUGAGAGAGUGUGAAAAUCUGGACAGCUAUUUUCAGUUUCAGUUCCCCAGUUUUCCCAGUUUUCCCCAGACUGGUGAUCAAGGAACCUGCUUCCUGGAAUCAUUGAUUGGCUUAUCAGAAUCUGUCCCUGAACCGCCGGCUGCUUUUACUGACAAUCUUCUUCUAGAGGAAGCCAUCAAAUCACCCAUGAUGGAAUCUGUGAAGGUUUAAAAAUAAAAAUGCUUGAUAUAUCUUUAUAAUGGAAAAAAAUGUAAAUAAUUUACAACUGUAAAUGUAU